Molecule: messenger RNA, 710 nt
Organism: Nylanderia fulva
Lineage: Eukaryota; Metazoa; Arthropoda; Insecta; Hymenoptera; Formicidae
Product: putative ATP-dependent RNA helicase TDRD12
Biological process (GO): germ-line stem cell division
Source: RefSeq, a predicted model, not a curated record
UUUCGAACGCACUUAUUAAUAGCAUGCGUUAUUAUUCCUUCCAAGUUCAAUGUACACAAACGUGUUCCUAUAUCGAUCAAAGUGUUUCUUACUUUAUUUAUUUUCUUAUUAUAUGAAACGAAGAUACACCAUCGCUCAAAAUCAGUUUCGUAGCCAUGAAUUGUCCACAGCUUGUUAACAAAUAUAGUAUACCAAAAAUUAUUUGGUAUCAAACAGAUCUCACAGUCACCAUUCGUAUUCAAUUAAUUGAUGUAUCUAAUUAUUAUCUUCGAGUCGAGGAUAAUCAUUUGCUUUUCAGUACAAAAACUAAUGAUAAAAAAUACUAUCUUGUCCUCUAUUUGUUUGGAGCAGUAAUAUCAGAAAAAACAGUACACAAAAAUGUUGGAAGGGAAAUUAAAAUCUACCUUACAAAAGCACUGAAAUGGUUUCCAUGGUUGAGAUUGAUUCUUUCCAAAGAAAGGAAUCAAUAUAUAUCAUAUGAUAAAGAUAAUAUAGAUGAAGAAAAUAUUCAAAAAAAGAAAAUCAAUUUUGGAGUAAGAAAGUAUGACCAACAAAAUAUAAUGCCUGUUGUGCCGUCUAGCGAGGAAGAAGAAUCUGAGGAUGAAUCAUUAGAUUUUUCUCGAUAUGCUUAAUAAGCAUUUUGAAUCUUUUUGUGCCAUAUUAGCAGUAUAAAGAAAAUAAAAUAUUUAAUAAUCACUUUUUAUAAUUAA